Cottoperca gobio is the source of this 704-nucleotide messenger RNA. Its product is annotated as thioredoxin-like. Bases 101 to 430 code for a protein of 109 amino acids. Lineage: Eukaryota; Metazoa; Chordata; Actinopteri; Perciformes; Bovichtidae. The transcript is spliced from 5 exons. The record is from RefSeq and is a predicted model, not a curated record.
CUUUAGUUUGUGCUGCGGUCGAUAAGCUUGAUGCAGCCGCUAUAAAAACGCGAAGUGUCCUGAGAAGUUCGCAAACUUAGCCAUUCACACAACAGCUGUCAUGGGGGUUAUCGAGAUCAACAAUUGGAAGGAGUUAAAGGCUGCCCUGAAGGAUGCUGGAGACAAGCUGGUGGUGGUGGACUUCACAGCCACCUGGUGUGAGCCCUGUAGACAGAUUAGCCCAGUAUUCCAUGCGCAGUCUACUAAUGCUGAGAACGUGAAUGUGGUUUUCCUGACGGUGGACGUGGAUAAAGCUUCAGAUGCGAGUGAAAAAUCCAAGGUUAACAGCAUGCCCACGUUCCACUUUUACAAGAAUGGAAAAAAGGUGGCAGAGUUCUCUGGCUCCGACAAAGAUGCACUGUUGGAGAAACUGAAAUCUUUGAGGACAUAAAGCGCCACAAACGCAUCCUCAUUGUAUAAAAGCCGCUGUUUCCCUCUGUACAUGCUUGAGAAAUUCCUGUUUCAUGUUGUGUACUAUAACAAUCAACUUUUCUAUUUCACACCGCAAAUAAUUGAUUUCAUGUAUGUCUUAACUGGCUGAAAUGUAAUCAAAACCUGUCGACCACUUUUAAUUCUGUUUUUGUACGAGAUUGGCUUUGCUCCUGAACUUUCUUUGCAUGUUGUGUUCAAGGUGGAUUUAAUAAAUAAACAAUGAGUUACAGGCA